AUGGAGGGGCGCACCCUACUCCGCGACCAGGCGGCACCCAGCGCGUCCGCCCCCACUGGCCGCUCCGCCUCGCAGGCGACGGGGGACGAGGCCGCGGCUAAAGUCGGUGAGCGCGCGCCGCCGCCGCUGCCCCAAUUAUCAAAAAGGAGCUGUGUCUCAUGCAAUUCAAAGGAUUUACAAGCCAUGUCAGAAGAUUCUGCUAAAACGUUGCUAGAGCAGGUGGCUGGUUGGGAGGUGAAAAAUGAGGGUGGCAUUCUGAAAUUGCACAGGGCAUGGAAGGUGAAGAACUUUGCCAAAGGGCUUGAGUUCUUUCAGCUUGUUGCUGCUGUUGCCGAGGAAGAAGGUCACCACCCAGAUCUUCAUCUUGUUGGUUGGAAUAAUGUGAAAAUUGAUGUGUGGACUCACUCAGUCAGUGGUUUAACAGAUAAUGAUUUCAUCCUUGCUGCAAAGAUCAAUGAACUCAAGCUAGGAGACCUUUUGAGCAAGAAAAAAGCUACUGCCCAGGAGUAG
This is a messenger RNA of Triticum turgidum subsp. durum (durum wheat), 510 nucleotides long. Lineage: Eukaryota; Viridiplantae; Streptophyta; Magnoliopsida; Poales; Poaceae. The record is from the annotation of a GenBank genome assembly.